UUCAGAUGUUCACAUGAGCAGAGUUCUGUCAAAAAAUUCCUGUCCUGCUUGGUUUUUAUGCUGUGCUGCCCUUCUACCUAUUGGUAUCCUGCAUCUGGCUCUUCUGCUAGAGAUUUAUCAGAGAUGCUGGUUAGUAUUCAAGAAAGCUUCAAGCAAAGGGCCAAAACGACUGGAGAAGUUUUCAGAUGAGCGUGCUGCCUAUUUUAGGUGCUACCACAAGGUCACAGAGCUCAAUAACGUGAAGAAUAUAUUACGACUGCCAAAAAGCACGAAGAAACAUGCUGUAGGCAUUUAUUUUAAUGAUGACACAUCCAAAACUUUUACUUGUGAAUCAGAUUUUCUGGGCAUUUAUACAGAACUCGAGGCGGAUGAGUGGUGCAAAGUGCUGCAGAUGGAAUGCCUAGGAACUCAAAUUAAUGACAUAAGCCUUGGAGAGCCUGACUUGUUGGCAUCUGGUGUAGAAAGGGAGCAGAGUGAGAGAUUCAAUGUGUAUUUAAUGCCAACCCCGAAUUUAGAGGUGCAUGGGGAAUGUACCUUGCAGAUAACAUUUGAGCAUAUCUGUCUUUGGGAUAUCCAGAAUCCCAGAGUAAAACUCAUCUCUUGGCCAUUAAGUGCCCUCCGGCGGUAUGGACGAGACCCAACCUGGUUUACAUUUGAAGCAGGGAGGAUGUGUGACACUGGGGAAGGACUAUUCAUCUUUCAGACAAGAGAUGGGGAGGCGAUCUAUCAGAAGGUUCACUCAGCUGCUUUGGCCAUAGCCGAACAACAUGAGCGCUUAUUACAGAGUGUGAAAAAUUCAGUGGUUUUUUUAUUCUUCUGAAUGUGGGCCAGGAUUUGGAAUCAGAAUCACAGAAACAAAGCUAGAGAGGCUGUUCUCACAGUAAUUCCAGCCAAACUAGAAUGAGGAAAUACAAGAAACUGUGAAAGGAAAAAGAAUCUUACUGUUCUCUUAAGGUGUCAAGCCAAAUUUUGCAGAUUGGAUAAUUGAGCUAAACUUCAAUUAAGCACCCAAGCUAAUAAAUAAUUCAUUGCUGUAGUUUGCAAGGCAUUUUGGAGGAGCUUGAGUCUGCUAUUAUUUAAAACAAAAUUUGAUGCUGUAUAUAUUUUUCACCUAAAAAGGUCCAGUGGUAAAACAUUCACUUGUUUCCAGUCAAUACCAAUAUUUUAAUUUGUAGCUAAUAUUGACACUUCACAGAUAUUGUUACCUAAGUACCUUUCCUAGACUUUCUGCCUUGUAUUCAUUUCCUUAAUCAGCAUCUGUGAUCACCUUGUAGGUUAGGAAUAUGGGGAGGUUUUUACCAAGAAGUCGUUCUUGAAGGCAAGAUUCUUCUGUUGAUACCGUAUUAGCUGGCUCCUUAUAUAUUCACUGUCAUUAUGUCAAUAGGAGAUCCACAUGUGUUGUCAUGACGACAGAAUACAGCAUACCAAACCUAAAUGCAAUUGUAAAAACUCUGCCCCAAGUGCAGCCAUUGGGAUUUUAGCAAUUUCCAAUGCAGCCUUCAAUUUAUUAGGUUAUAUUUGGGUAGUACUUGUCAAGGACACACUUUGCUUUUCUGCCUGCACAAAUGCAUUGACCUGAGGUGCAAAAUCAGUAGCAAAUGUAGUUUUACGCUGUUCUUUCUUUCAAUGCAGUAUCCUCUAUUGAUAUAUAUCUUAGAGCUGCGUUGAUGGCUUUCUGAUGGUUAAAACAAUGUGUUAUGUUCAAGUCUUUAGCAGCAAUGUCAGCUUUUCAUCAAAGGGGGAAUAAAAUAGUGAUAAUUAUUUUGUUUAUUCUGAAUUAGCAAUUAUUUUACUAAUGUAACAAAACCACUCAACAAAACAGAUUACAAAUAGCCUGGCAUGGGAAGCAAGGACUGGCCGCAGUCCGCAAGUGUUGGAAGAGACUGAGUAACAUGUGUUGUCUAUUCAGUCAUAGCUAUUUUCAAAGACAGUCUAAAGUCUGUCGUAACUUUUUCCUGUUGAAGUGAAUAGCAUUUUCAGACCACUUCACUUUACAGAAGUGUAAAUGGCAGUCUUAUUGUGCAAUAUGGUAUUUGAAGAGUCACUUCAAUUGAUUCUUAAAAUACUAAACUGCACUGUAAAAUCGUCACUUCAAUCACUUCACAGAGUUACAGUUGCCAUAAAUUUCAGCGGGGAGCAGCUGCAACAGAUCGAAACUCCAUUUUACUAAAACUAGGGCCAACUGUAACCUCUAAAAAUAACACUGUCAAUCGUAGAAUGCUAACCUGACGAUAACAACACACUCUUCUUUUCAAUUUAAAGGCAUAUCAUUUAGUAGUGGUAUACAAAGAUCAACCCAUCUACCUCUGGAAACAGACUUAAGACCAACCGGAAAUUCAGAUCUUGGGUUUUUGGUGAAGCCCAUCACAGAGAUGGCUCUCAAAUAUGGCUCUGGAUCUAGGUUCAGAUUCCAGCCUUCAUCCUAGAGUUCAGGGGUGUCCAGAUUAAGGUUUUUGGUUGUCUUAUUAGAUUUGAGAGAAUACUUCAUAAUAGGUAAUCUAUUUGAUGAAUUUCACCUCUUUUGCAGACCACAAAACAUGUUCAACUACAUCAUGAAAUUCUCAUUUUUAUUUAUAGAAAGUGUACCUGGAAGGGUAGAAUAUGUAGAUUAUUAAAAUUCAUUUUAGAACUCAAAUAUUCACAGAAAAUUUUGUCCGCUAUUUACUCAUCUCUAAGGUUGAUAUCUAAUCAUUGGCUCAGAUACUCCAAUCUGACUGAGUUGUGCUUAGCACAAGACUGGUGGAAGGUUGGCAGAAGUGACAUUAAGUUACCCACAUUCUUCCCUAGUUCUGGGACUGACAAGGAAUCAGGCUAGCCCUCACUGCAAUUAGAGCAGACAAGGGAUCAUUUCAGAUAAGAUGCUGUAACCACAUGACCUUGGUCCAGACACGUGACAAGUCUCAUAUGGGAGUGGCAUAAGAUAUGCCAAUUUUAUGGCUUCUUUGCACCAUUGGUGCAAAGCAGCCCUGUGACACAUACAUACCAGAUGGUUGCAUUUACUUGUCAGCAGAGUGAAUUAAAAGAUGUGUCCUUUUUGGAAAGAGCAGAAACAGUGCUGGCCCUCUGCUUGGGUGAAUUUCAACCUUUCUGAUUAUUUGCUAGCACACAGCAUAUCUGGUUUAUACCCACCCUUUUCAUGCUUUCUUCCUUUCUAUUUUGUACCGCCAUUCAAUGGAAAAGUAAUAUUUAUUUAGAGCACAAACAUAUUUUUCAAAACCCAUGAAAGAUUAUCUAGCUAUCAUAAUAAUUGACCAACAGAAUUAUAAUUCCUGACUGUUGCCAUUUAUGCCAGAUCUCAGGCCAGGUAGUUUAAGAAAGAACCUCAUUACUUCUCAUGAUGGAAUAUCAAGACUUAAUGAGAAUGAAUCUUCCUAGUUCUGGCAACCGAAAUCCAAUAUUGCCUAGAAUGAUCUUAUUGGCCAGUUCAAAGAGCAGCCUAGAUGCUUGGCGGCGGAUUUUCAGAGAAAAGUACAUCUGAUGCAUAUGAUAAUACAAGUCCAAUUGGAUUAUUGGAUGGCAAAUUGCUAAUUAUGGUCAUUUCCAUGUGUACUUGUGAUCAUUAGAAAUGGAAAUUAGUGCUAGAAAUGGUACUUUCUAUCUCUGGGACUAGAAAAGAGGAGUACCUUGUAAUAGAAAGGAUGACAGAAGGGUAAAAAAUGAACGACAUAAGUAAACCCAUUAAAAAGAGCAUUAACAUAUCACUGUCUAUCUGAAGAUGUUAAAAUAAAAAUGUUUCCUCUUUUACAGCAUUUGCAUAUCUUUUGCAAUGGAUUUGGUAGCUGCCUUAACUAAGCAAUGAUUGUCUUAAACAGUUUGAAUUGACUACAUGAACCUACUUCACCUGUCAGGAAAGAAAAGCCCCAUCUCAAUUAGGGCUGACAAAUGAUUAAAAAAAAAUCACAAUUAAGUGUGAGAUUAAAAAAUGCUAUUUCUUUUAUCUUUUUCCAGUGCAAAUAUUUGUAAUAAAAAUAUCAAGUGAGCACUAUACACUUUGUAUUCAGU
This is a messenger RNA of Chelonia mydas (Green sea turtle), 4002 nucleotides long. It is a transcript of the gene DOK5, whose product is annotated as docking protein 5. Gene Ontology annotation, biological process: cell surface receptor protein tyrosine kinase signaling pathway; positive regulation of MAPK cascade. The record is from RefSeq and is a predicted model, not a curated record. Bases 14 to 820 code for a protein of 268 amino acids. The transcript has 7 exons. Gene Ontology annotation, cellular component: cytoplasm. NCBI's taxonomy places the organism in Eukaryota, Metazoa, Chordata, Testudines, Cheloniidae.